This is a messenger RNA of Zingiber officinale, 2145 nucleotides long. Its product is annotated as boron transporter 4-like. The transcript is spliced from 14 exons. The coding region runs from base 1 to 2145 and encodes 714 amino acids. NCBI's taxonomy places the organism in Eukaryota, Viridiplantae, Streptophyta, Magnoliopsida, Zingiberales, Zingiberaceae. Gene Ontology annotation, biological process: transmembrane transport; monoatomic ion homeostasis; monoatomic anion transport. The record is from RefSeq and is a predicted model, not a curated record. Gene Ontology annotation, molecular function: solute:inorganic anion antiporter activity. Gene Ontology annotation, cellular component: plasma membrane.
AUGGACCACAGCAACAAUUUCUUGAGAGGGAUCAUCAACGAUGUUAAAGGAAGAGCCUUAUGCUACAGACAAGAUUGGGAGGUUGGACUCCGUACUGGCAUCAGCAUACUUGCUCCGACCAUGUACAUCUUUUUUGCUUCUGCGCUUCCAGUCAUUGCUUUUGGAGAACAACUAAGUAGAAGCACUGAUGGUGCUCUAAGCACGGUUGAAACGUUAGCUUCAACAGCAAUCUGUGGCAUCCUACACUCGGUACUUGGCGGACAACCAAUGUUAAUUGUAGGAGUAGCAGAGCCCACUGUGAUAAUGUACACAUAUCUCUACAAUUUUGCAAAAGAAAGAAAAGAUUUAGGAGAGCGUUUGUACUUGGCUUGGGCAGGAUGGGUCUGUAUCUGGACUGCGAUCAUGCUAGUUCUUCUUGCAAUUUUCAAUGCUUCUGCUAUUAUUAGCAGAUUCACAAGAGUCGCAGGAGAGCUGUUUGGGAUGUUGAUUACACUCCUCUUCUUCCAAGAAGCUAUUAGGGGACUUAUAAGUGAAUUUGAAGUACCAGAAGGUGAAGAUCAUACUGGACCGAUCUACCAAUUUCAGUGGUUGUACACAAAUGGACUACUGGGGAUCAUAUUUACUACUGGACUUCUUUUUACUGCACUGAAGAGUAGAGGGGCAAGAGCGUGGAGAUACGGCACAGGUGCGCUUCGAGGUUUUAUUGCAGACUAUGGGGUGCCACUGAUGGUCGUGGUGUGGACAGCCAUGUCUUAUGCUCUCCCAAGCCAAGUUCCAUCUGGAGUGCCAAGGAGGCUUUUCAGUCCUCUUCCAUGGGAACCCAAGUCAUUGGAGCACUGGAGUGUAGCUAAGGGUUUAUUUUCUGUUCCUCCACUCUACAUCUUUGCUGCCAUCAUACCUGCUUUGAUGGUUGCAGGACUCUACUUCUUUGAUCACAGUGUCGCUUCUCAGUUGGCACAGCAAAAGGAGUUCAAUCUGAAGAAUCCCUCAGCUUACCACUAUGACAUCUUGGUCCUCGGUUUUAUGGUUCUGGCAUGCGGCUUGAUUGGAAUACCCCCGGCAAAUGGUGUUCUGCCUCAGUCCCCGAUGCACACAAAAAGCCUUGCUGUUCUCAAGAGGCAGAUAAUCCGCAAGAAGAUGGUUGAAAGUGCUAAAGAGGGCAUAAGGAAACAAGCUAGCAGUUCGGAAAUCUAUGGGAAAAUGCAAGAGGUGUUUGAAAAGAUGGACAAGGGCCACACUACCAUCUCAAUUGAUAAAGAACUGAAGAACUUGAAGGAUGCUGUCAUGAACGAUGGACCUCGCGGACAGGAUUCCAAAGUACAAUUUGAUCCAGAGAAGCACAUUGAUGCCCAUUUGCCAGUCCGGGUCAAUGAGCAAAGAGUAACCAAUCUUUUGCAGUCUUUGCUGGUCGGUGCCUGCGUUGGAGCAAUGCCUGUGAUAAAAAAGAUACCCACAUCAGUUCUGUGGGGAUAUUUUGCUUACAUGGCUGUUGACAGCCUGCCGGGGAACCAGUUUUGGGAGAGGACAUUGCUCAUGUUCAUCUCUCCUGGCCGCCGAUUCAAGGUUCUUGACGGCACUCAUGCUUCCUUCGUGGAAUCGGUUCCCUUCAAGCAAAUUGCUGUAUUCACCAUCUUCCAGAUUGUGUAUCUGCUGGUAUGCUUUGGCGUGACAUGGAUACCAAUAGCAGGAAUACUGUUCCCGUUGCCAUUUUUCCUCCUCAUUACCAUUAGGCAGCAUGUCCUGCCCAAGUUCUUCCAUCCACACCACCUUCAGGAGUUGGAUGCAGCGGAAUAUGAUGAGAUUGUCAGAGCACCUCGCCACGGUCGCAGCCUCUCAUUCGAAGGGGAAGGUUCUCCAACAGAAAACGAUGAUAACCAAAUAGAUGUUUGUGAUGCUGAGAUACUGGACGAGCUCACCACACAUAGAGGGGAGCUCAAGCAUAGAGCCAUGAGUUUCAAAGAAGAGAGGUCUCAGGUCCUUAAGAUAUAUCCACAUCACAAUAAGAGCUCGAGGGCCCAAUCGACAUUGGAGGUGCACGACAAUGCGGAUCGAGAGCUAGAGAACCAGACCUACAAAUUUGAGGUGCCGGCACCGGGGCUGACGGUUGAGGAGUGCUUGCCGGGAGUUAUGGAACAUUGCUGGUGA